AUGGCAGCUCAACGGGUGCUAAUAUACCUCUUGAGACGAGAUUUGCGACUUUGCGACAACCCUAUCUUCCAUGAAAUACACAGGCUCUCACAACAGCCCCAGAACCAGUUCACCCAUGUCCUACCAAUUUAUGUCUUUGCUGCUCAGCAGGUGGAAGUCUCUGGGUUCCUCGCUGAUACAGGUGCUAAAUCACCUUUCCCGGAAGCUCGGUCCGAAUUGGGAAAUUUCUGGAGGUGUGGUCUUCACAGGGCCAAAUUCCUCGCACAAUCAGUCUGGGGCUUGAAAUCUGACCUUGAGGAGGUUGGAUCUGGCCUCGUCAUACGGGUCGGCACUUUGGGUCAAGUCAUGCGAGAUCUCUUACAAGAGUUCGAGCAGGAAAAGGGCGAGGUGUCUAUCUCAGCGGUGUGGAUGACUGAGGAAGAGGGUGUGGAGGAAAAACAAGAGGAGAGAGAUGUACGAAGAGCUGCUGAACGAGCCGGAGUUGAUUUCAAGCUAUGGCCAGAUGAGAAGUACUUCAUUGAUGAUCGAGAUCUUCCCUUUGAUAAACCAACCGAUCUCCCGGACGUCUUCACCAGCUAUCGAAAAUCAGUCGAGCCCCUCAGAGACGCUCCGCGAAAGACAGUCCCAACUCCAUCCUCAUUGCCGUCCAUACCGACAUUCAUACCCUCUCAGAGUCAACCAUUUUCUGUACCUGAUACCUAUGAGAAGCUAGAAUCAUGCUUAACCAAGCCUCUUAGAGACAGCCCUUCUCUCGACGACCCACCGUCAUUUCCUCCCGGAGUGCAAACAGCACACCCCUUCCCCGGUGGCAGCUCGGCGGGCCUGGAACGAAUACGGUCUCUGAUUGGCUCUGGAGCCAUGAGCAGAUACAAAGACACUCGCAAUGGCUUGUUAGGGACGGAAUUUUCAACCAAGCUCUCAGCUUGGCUAGCACUUGGCUGCAUCACCGCUCGUCAAGUCCAUUCACAGCUGCUAGAUUUUGAGGAGGGCCAGGAUGACCAAUACAAAGGCAUAGAGGGAUACGGCAAAGGGGAGAACGCUGGCACGGCCGCCGUUCGGUUCGAACUUUUAUGGCGCGACUAUACGAGGCUAUGCACGAGGAAAUUUGGACCUCGGUUGUUCCGAUUGGAAGGAUUCCGGAACGACCACUCUUUUGCCUGGAAGACGCCGAGAGGCAGAAACGAGGGCGAUGAGGUGACCAGGGCCUUUCAAAGAUUCCUCAGAGGGACAACCGGUACCGGAUUGAUUGAUGCGAGCCAGCGAGAACUCCUGCUUACCGGUUAUACCAGCAAUCGAGCACGACAAAAUGUUGCCAGUUACCUAUCGAAACGUUUAGGAAUCAACUGGAAACUUGGUGCUGAAUGGUAUGAAUGCAUGUUGAUCGACUACGACGUAAGUUCCAACUGGGGUAAUUGGCAAUACGUGGCCGGCGUAGGGAACGACCCACGGGGAGAGGCUCGAGUGUUCAAUCCAAUCAAGCAAGGCUGUGAUUAUGACCCUCAGGGGGAAUAUUGCAAAGCUUGGGUGGAGGAGCUGCGCGGAUUAGAGGACCCGCAGGAAAUAUUCCAGCCAUGGAAAGUGAGCGAAGAAAAAAGAUCCGAGCUGGGAUUCGAGGGACUGGAAAUGGUGGAACGUCCACUCAUCAAGAUUGAUUUCAAGGUGGGCGGGAAGGGGAAAGAUCGUAGUCGAGGUGGUCGUUAUGGAGGGAGUAGUCGAGAAAAACCAAAUGGCGGAGGUGAGAGUGGUCGAGGACGAGGUGGCAGUUUUGGAGCGAGAGGAAGGUUUCGCGGACGAGGAAAAGGGCGACGGACCGGGUAA
Molecule: messenger RNA, 1818 nt
Organism: Rhinocladiella mackenziei CBS 650.93
Lineage: Eukaryota; Fungi; Ascomycota; Eurotiomycetes; Chaetothyriales; Herpotrichiellaceae
Exons: 2
Coding region: 1-1818 (605 amino acids)
Biological process (GO): photoreactive repair
Molecular function (GO): FAD binding; damaged DNA binding; deoxyribodipyrimidine photo-lyase activity
Source: RefSeq, a predicted model, not a curated record